Aspergillus alliaceus is the source of this 528-nucleotide messenger RNA. Its product is annotated as dehydratase family-domain-containing protein. The record is from RefSeq and is a predicted model, not a curated record. Gene Ontology annotation, molecular function: dihydroxy-acid dehydratase activity. Gene Ontology annotation, cellular component: mitochondrion. NCBI's taxonomy places the organism in Eukaryota, Fungi, Ascomycota, Eurotiomycetes, Eurotiales, Aspergillaceae. Bases 1 to 528 code for a protein of 175 amino acids. The transcript has 3 exons. Gene Ontology annotation, biological process: branched-chain amino acid biosynthetic process.
AUGACAGGGAGUAAUAGGACUCCCGCCGAAGAUCUGGCUAAGAGGGUUGAGUGUGAGCAGAUUAGGGAGACGGCAUUUGAGAAUGCCAUGAUUGUUGUCAAUAUUAUAGGUGGUACUGUAUCUGACAAGACGCCAUUCUUGGCUGACUUGAAGUCCUCCGGCAAAUAUGUCAUGCACGAUCUGUAUAAGGUCGGUGGCACGCCUGCUCUCCUGAAGUUCCUCCUCAAGGAGAGACUGAUUAAUGGCUCGAGAAUCACGAUUACGGGGGAAACGAUGAAGGAGAAUGUUGCCUUGUGGCCUGAUUUCUCUGUGGCCCAGCCCAUCAUCCACCCUCCCAGUAGCCCCAUCAAGCCCUCCGGCCACCUGCAGAUCUUGCGCGGAUCGUUAACGCCAGGUGGGUCCGUCGGCAAGAUCACUGGACAAGAAGGUCUACGGUUCGAGGGAACAGCCAAGUGCUACGACUAUAAAUAUGCGUUCAUCGAGGCACUCGAGAAGGACGGGAUUAAGAAGGGAGAAAGACAGUCGUAA